This is a messenger RNA of Paramisgurnus dabryanus, 2157 nucleotides long. NCBI's taxonomy places the organism in Eukaryota, Metazoa, Chordata, Actinopteri, Cypriniformes, Cobitidae. The record is from RefSeq and is a predicted model, not a curated record.
AUCUGUGCUCUCCAUGCUGCAUCAAAUCACUUCAUCCUUUUCUCAAGACCGUAAAGGAUCUCUGUUUACCUACACAUUUAUAACUUUUCAGCUAGGCGGAUAAACAUGCAUUUAAUUUGAGUCAGUUUGUAGUGGGCUGACAGGAGCUGUGAGCAAUAGUAGACAGGAUGAGCUGGGGAGCUCUUUAUGCCCAGCUGGGAGGGGUAAAUAAACACUCCACCAGCUUGGGAAAGAUCUGGCUGUCAGUUCUCUUCAUCUUUCGUAUUUGCAUCCUUGUAAUAGCUGCUGAGACAGUCUGGGGAGAUGAGCAGUCUGACUUCACCUGUAACACACAACAGCCCGGCUGCAAAAAUGUGUGCUAUGACUUCUUCUUUCCUGUCUCGCACAUUCGUUUCUGGUGCUUGCAGCUGAUCUUUGUUUCAACGCCAGCUUUACUGGUAGCCAUGCAUGUGACAUAUCGCAAACGCAAUGUAAGGAAAUGCCUUGUAGCCACCCGUGGUGACAGUGUUAAAGAAACUGACCUGGAGAGCCUGAAGAAGAGACGUCUAUCCAUCACGGGCCCUCUUUGGUGGACCUACACAUGCAGCCUUUUCUUCCGCUUGCUUUUUGAGGCAGGAUUUAUGUAUGCCCUUUAUUAUGUCUAUGAUGGGUUUCAGAUGGCACGUCUUGUGAAAUGUGAGGAGUGGCCCUGUCCCAAUAAAGUUGACUGCUUCAUAUCACGACCGACCGAGAAGACUGUCUUCACUAUUUUCAUGGUGGCAUCUUCAUCUAUCUGUAUUGUGCUCAAUGUGGCCGAGCUGGGGUACCUGAUUGUCAAAGCAUUGCUGAGGUGCUCGGCCAGAGCUAAAAGGAAUAGGUCAUAUGGGCAGCAUGAUAAAAUAGCUAAAGAAAAGGCAUACCUACAGAACCAAAAGAAUGAGAGGUUGUUGUCAGCCGUCUCAGACUCCUCAAGCAAUAAGACAGUUUAAGAUAAUUCCUGCAUCCAGUUUAAUUUUACCAACACAGAGGAUAAUUUGCUUGUAGAUUUUGACAGUAUUUUUUAACAGCAUUAACCAUAGCAGCUUUAUACUUGUCCUGAAAACAAUUACAAACUGUUUCAGGCAAGGUUUAUUCCAAAGCUUUAACUUUUUCCAAAGACAAUAUAUAAGUCUAUGGUACAGUUUGGAUAUACAAAAGCAGAACUUGAUAUCUGAAAAAUUGUCUGGUUGUUUGUUUUUCUUACAUUGCUUUCUUAUCACUAGAAUUAGAAAAGAGUGACAGUGACUCCUUGUGGUCACUAUAUGUAAGUGAAGUUUUGGAUCGAUUUUUUUGCACAAAAUUUAUGUGCUCUGUUUUUGAGGGCUUAUUUACUUUCGUGUGCCGUAUUUUAGACUGCAUGGACACACUGUUGCUUUAUUUUAAUGUCAUUAAUUUUGUUUUUUGCACAACAUAAAUGUCUGUCUAGUGGCUAUUUCUCUUACUUUCUUAUUAAGAGAACUGUUCAGUGCAGCCAGCGGUAUAUAAUCUUGUCGAGCUGAGGGACUUCAUCAAUUUUUGUUUUUUCUUGUGCUUGUAUGGUGAAUGGUUUAAACAUUAGAUUUGUAGUGUUUCUAAAUGUUAUUCUUGCACUGACCCCUACUUGGGAUCUUUUAUCAACUUUCAACUGUGCCUUGUUUUAGUUAGGAACUUUUCCCUGCUCUCUGUAAUGAUCGAGCGACGAAUACAGUCGCGUGAAAAGUUUACUAGUGGCGCGAGCUUAGUCUACCUGUGGACAGCUGAGAGUACGUUCCUUUUGGAAAGUUAACCAUGAUUUUAUUAUAGAAAAAGUGAAGAUGUUUUUUAGUAUUUGUAUUACCACCACUAUUUGUAUUAUAUCUACAGUUUUUUAUGGUUAAAUUAUUUAUAGUGAGACCAUGAAGAAUUUGUGGUUAUUAUGAUUUUACUACAAAUUUUCAUUUCAUAAGAGACCUCAUCACAUCAUUUUCGAGGCUCGCCGGUUAACAGAUUUGUUUGUUAAGGUUUUGGUAAUAUUGGUAAAGUUCCUACUACAGUAUUGUCACUCGUUUUUACAAAGUUGUCCUGUUUGUAAAAUAAAUGAAUGCUUUUAUGUUUGUAAUUUGUUUUCGGCUAACAUUUAAACUUUAUAUGAAUCUUCUAAUAAAAACUUUAUGGAAGUUU